Molecule: messenger RNA, 2429 nt
Organism: Papaver somniferum (opium poppy)
Lineage: Eukaryota; Viridiplantae; Streptophyta; Magnoliopsida; Ranunculales; Papaveraceae
Product: ABC transporter F family member 1-like
Exons: 6
Coding region: 233-2011 (592 amino acids)
Molecular function (GO): ATP hydrolysis activity; ATP binding
Source: RefSeq, a predicted model, not a curated record
GCAAACCCUCUUUGAAAACCCUCGAUUUUGAGGGUAUUGUUGUAGGUUUCUCUCUCUUCUUCUUCUUCUCUUUUUCUUUUUGAUCGGUUCUCUUCUUCUUCUCUUGAAAGUGAAGAAGUGAAAGCUAUAACGUAAAUCAGAACUUGCAAGGAAACCCUAAUUCGAACUUUUUCGAUUCAAGUGAAAUCACUUUUGCUAUCUUUUUCUUAAAUCGAAAAAAACAGGAGGAAAAAUGGUUUCUGAUGCAAGUAAGAAGAAAGCUGCUCAAAAGAAAGCAGCAGCAGCUGCUAAAAGAGGAGGAAAAUCAGCGGCGGCUACUUCAAAGUCGGCUUCUAAUGGUGCUCUUGAUAAGUUAGCGAAUGGAGUUGAAAAUAUUGAAAUAUCUGAUCGUACUUGUACUGGUGUACUCUGUUCUCAUCCUAUGUCAAGAGAUAUCCAUAUAGAGUCUUUAUCUGUUACCUUCCAUGGUCAUGAUCUCAUAGUGGAUUCUGAAAUGGAGCUUAAUUAUGGCAGGCGUUACGGUUUGCUUGGUUUGAACGGUUGUGGAAAGUCUACUCUCUUAACUGCAAUUGGAAAAAGGGAGCUUCCUAUUCCGGAUCAUAUGGAUAUUUACCAUCUUAGCCGGGAGAUUGAAGCUUCUGACAUGUCCUCCCUGGAGGCUGUUAUAAAUUGUGAUGAUGAGAGGCUGAAAUUGGAAAAAGAAGCUGAACGUUUGGCCGAACAGGAUGAUGGUGGUGGAGAAGCUCUAGAUCGUGUUUACGAACGGUUGGAGUCUUUGGAUGUUGCAACAGCUGAGAAACGUGCAGCUGAAAUUCUGUUUGGUCUUGGUUUUGACAAGAAUAUGCAAGCCAAGAAAACACGGGAUUUUUCUGGUGGAUGGCGAAUGAGGAUAGCACUAGCAAGAGCUUUGUUCAUGAAACCAACCAUUCUUUUACUUGAUGAACCUACAAAUCAUCUUGAUUUGGAGGCCUGUGUGUGGCUGGAAGAGACAUUGAAGGACUUCGAUCGUAUCCUGGUUGUGGUGUCCCACUCCCAAGAUUUCUUGAACGGUGUUUGCACGAACAUCAUUCACAUGCAGAGUAAAAAGCUGAAGUUUUUCUCUGGUAAUUAUGACCAAUAUGUGCAAACUCGCGCAGAACUUGAAGAGAACCAGAUGAAGAAGUACAAGUGGGAACAAGAGCAGAUUGCAGAUAUGAAAGAGUACAUUGCUCGUUUUGGUCAUGGUUCUGCAAAGCUUGCCCGUCAGGCACAAUCUAAGGAAAAGACCUUGGCAAAGAUGGAACGUGGUGGAUUGACAGAGAAGGUGACAAGAGACCAGGUUCUUGUGUUCCGCUUUACCGAUGUUGGUAAGCUCCCUCCUCCAGUACUCCAGUUCUCAGAGGUGUCGUUUGGUUACUCUCCCGAGGCUCCCAUUUACAAGAACAUUGAAUUUGGUGUGGAUCUGGACUCGAGAAUUGCACUUGUGGGACCCAAUGGAGCUGGGAAGAGUACUCUGCUGAAGUUGAUGACCGGAGAUUUGAGGCCUGAUGAUGGAAUGGUCAAGCGCCACAAUCACCUUAAGAUUGCUCAGUUCCAUCAGCACUUGACUGAGAAGCUCGACAUGGAUGUGUCUGCACUCCAGUAUAUGAUGAAUGAAUAUCCUGGAAAUGGGGAAGAAAAGAUGAGGGCUGCAAUUGGUAAUUUUGGCCUGACAGGAAAAGCACAAGUGAUGCCCAUGAAUAACUUGUCCGAUGGUCAGAAGGCUCGGGUUAUAUUUGCAUGGUUGGCAUGGAGACAACCUCACAUGCUAUUGCUUGAUGAGCCUACGAAUCAUCUUGACAUUGAGACAAUUGAUUCUUUGGCCGAGGCACUGAAGGAGUGGGAUGGUGGGCUUGUUCUUGUUAGCCACGACUUUAGGCUCAUCAACCAGGUGGCCAAAGAGAUAUGGGUAUGUGAGAACCUGAAGGUAACACCAUGGAGAGGCGAUAUUAUGGAGUUCAAGCAGCACUUAAAGAAGAAGGCUGGUUUAUAAGGUGGUUAUAGAACCUGAAGCAGUGCCUUCCAAAGGUAGGACUUGAGCAUGAGGUGUGGGUAUGAGGAGAAGGGAAGGAGUUCUAAAUCGUUCGGUUAAGUAUAAUUAUAUUGGGGGAUGAUGACGAGAUCAAGAAAGAAGAGAACUGCAGUAACUGGAUAUAGAUUGGUCGCCAAUUGGUUGACAGGUUCGGGUUUUCUGCCGGAAUUCUUUUUUACUGUUAUUAUUAUCAUUUUUUUUCCUUCUCUUUUUAAUAUGUUUUAAAUUUAACUACGAAAGGAGAUAAACAUGAGUCCUUUUUUUAUAGUAGAUAGGGGAUUUUGUUGUUCUGAAAAAGCUAUAUUAUGUUUGUUCCAUUCAACCUCUGAAAAACCUAUAUUAUGUUUGUUCCACUGAACCUAAACUUUGAAUUGCAGUC